UCUGUCUGUCUCUGUCUCUGUCUCUCCGCCGCCUCUCAGGAAUAUCUGGUUUUGUUUUCCUUUUUUUUUUCUUAGCUGAGGACAGAAGAUCCAGAGCUGAGCUGAACUAGGAGAAGAAAAAAAAAAAAAAGCGCUCAAUCGUCUUUCUGCUCGUUUCUACUUUUUUCUACUGGGGGGGAACUUAAAAGUUGACAUCAUCGCCAUGUCUGGGGAUCGGAGGUUCUGCGUGUUGUCUUGGGAUCAGGUGCAGCGUUUGGACUCGAUCCUGGGGGAGGCUGUUCCCAUCCACGGCCGGGGAAACUUCCCCACUCUGUCCGUGCAGCCCCGGCAGAUUGUCCAGGUGGUGCGAGCGAGGCUGGAGGAGCGAGGCAUUUGCGUGAAGGACGUGAGGCUGAACGGUUCGGCUGCCAGCCACGUGCUCCAUCAGGACACCGGACUCGGCUACAAGGACCUGGACCUGAUCUUCGGCGUGUCGCUGAAAGACGACCAGGCCUUCCGUCUGGUGAAAGACGUCGUGCUGGACUGCCUGUUGGACUUCUUGCCAAUUGGGGUCUCGAAGGAGCGCAUCACGGCACUGACCCUGAAAGAGGCCUAUGUACAGAAACUGGUGAAAGUCUGUAAUGACACGGACCGCUGGAGCCUCAUCUCGCUGUCCAACAACACGGGCAAGAAUGUGGAGCUUAAGUUUGUGGACUCUUUACGACGGCAGUUUGAAUUCAGUGUGGACUCCUUCCAGAUCUGCCUCGAUUCUCUGCUCCUGUUCGACCGCUGCUCGGAGACACCCAUGUCCGAGAGCUUCCACCCCACCGUGAUCGGGGAGAGCGUGUACGGGGACUUCAAGGAGGCUAUGGAGCACCUGUGUCAGAGGACCAUAGCGACACGCAGCCCCGAAGAGAUCAGAGGGGGCGGCUUGUUGAAGUACUGCCACCUGCUGGUGCGAGGGUUCAGGCCCUCCUCGGAUGCGGACAUGAAGCAGAUGCAGCGCUACAUGUGCUCGCGCUUCUUCAUCGACUUUCCGGACAUUGGCGAGCAGCAGAGGAAGCUGGAGGCGUACCUGCAGAACCACUUUGCCGGCAUGGAGCACAAACGGUACGAGUGCCUGAUGACUUUGCAUCACGUGGUGAACGAGAGCACCGUGUGUCUGAUGGGCCACGAGCGGCGCCAGACGCUCAGCCUCAUUUCCAUGUUGGCACUGAAGGUGCUGGCCGAGCAAAACGCCAUCCCCAACGUCACGAAUGUCACGUGCUACUACCAGCCGGCGCCGUACGUGCAGGACAUCAACUUCAGUAAUUACUAUAUCGCUCAUGUUCAGGCGCCGCAGGUGUCGCCGUGCAGCGCCUCGUAUCAGACGUGGCUGCCCUGUAGCUGAAGCAGCGCGAGGAGAAGGGCAGAGGUUGGUGUGUCUCCAUUGCUCUUUCAAAAGAAAAUGGACUGAAAACACACAAGAAAGAAACCCAUGUUUGCCAAAUGUGACUUGACUGAAACAAUCUUGUACUGCUGUACAUCUGAUUGAGCCGACACGUUAAUUUUUUCUCUCACUCUCUUGCAAAAACAUCUAUAAGAUUGCUGGUCAUUUCAAGAUGUAGCGAUAGUAUCUUAUUUAAGUAUUAAAGAAAAAAAAUAAAGAAAAAUGAGUCUUUAAAACUUUAUAUAUGUCAGAAAUACAUUUUUGAGGAAACAAACAUUGAAGCUGGUGUUAUUUUCAUACUCUGGCUUUAUUUUUUUAAAAUUACAUGCUGGACCAAAGAUGUAUUUUGUUGUUCAGAAAGGGAAUGUUGUCAUAAUUCCAAGUGCCUAAAGUGAACCACGAAACGUUCUAAAAACAUCUGUAAAGUGAGAACUGUGCAUUCAGUGUUUUCUAGAUUACUCUGUCUCUCUUUUCAGGAACAGAAGCAUUCAUUUUUGCGAGAUUAAAAAAGGAAAAACCCCA
Stegastes partitus (bicolor damselfish) is the source of this 1930-nucleotide messenger RNA. RefSeq names its product terminal nucleotidyltransferase 5ba (gene tent5ba). The record is from RefSeq and is a predicted model, not a curated record. The transcript is spliced from 2 exons. Lineage: Eukaryota; Metazoa; Chordata; Actinopteri; Pomacentridae. Bases 203 to 1369 code for a protein of 388 amino acids. Gene Ontology annotation, biological process: mRNA stabilization. Gene Ontology annotation, molecular function: RNA binding; poly(A) RNA polymerase activity.